Tachyglossus aculeatus (Australian echidna) is the source of this 630-nucleotide messenger RNA. RefSeq names its product olfactory receptor 4C5-like. The transcript is spliced from 2 exons. Gene Ontology annotation, biological process: G protein-coupled receptor signaling pathway. The coding region runs from base 1 to 630 and encodes 209 amino acids. The record is from RefSeq and is a predicted model, not a curated record. Gene Ontology annotation, cellular component: membrane. Lineage: Eukaryota; Metazoa; Chordata; Mammalia; Monotremata; Tachyglossidae. Gene Ontology annotation, molecular function: G protein-coupled receptor activity.
AUGGGGAAUCUGCUCAUCAUUAUAGCCAUAAAGUCCAGUCAAACUCUGGGCACCCCCAUGUACUUUUUUCUGGCCUAUUUUUCCUUCAUAGAUACCUGCUAUAUGUCCUGUGUGGCUCCCAAGGUGAUAUAUAUUUGCUGCAGGAGAGGGAAACGAUCUCCUUUAGUGGCUGCAUUUCACAGCUCUUUGCAGAACAUUUGUUCGCCUGCCACGAUCAUCCUCCUCAUGGCCAUGGGCUAUUAUUGCUACAUGGCCAUCUGUAAGCCCCUAUGCUACAUGGUCAUCAUGAGUCAGCGUGUGUGUGGCCUGCUGGUGGGGGUGGCCUGGAAAGGAGGCUUCCUUCACGCAACUAUCCAGAUCCUCUUCGUGGUCCAGUUGCCAUUCUGUGGCCUCAUUUUGUUGAAGCUUCCUUGCACCGACACCAAGGUCCACGGCCUGUUGGUUGUGGCAUACACUGGGGCGAUGUUCAUUUUGUUCUUCUUUCCAUGUAUUUUCAUGUACAUGGGGCCUGUGUGCACUCUCCGUGUGGACAAGUCGGUGGCCAUAUAUUACAUUGCCACCCCCAUGCUGAACCCCGUCAUCUACACUGUGAGAAAAAUGGAGGUGAAAUAUUCCAUGAAGAAGCUGUGA